Mercenaria mercenaria is the source of this 586-nucleotide messenger RNA. RefSeq lists its product as uncharacterized. The transcript is spliced from 4 exons. The coding region runs from base 64 to 510 and encodes 148 amino acids. The record is from RefSeq and is a predicted model, not a curated record. NCBI's taxonomy places the organism in Eukaryota, Metazoa, Mollusca, Bivalvia, Venerida, Veneridae.
AUAAACGUAGUUAUUUAAGAAUAAGUAUGAAACCUUUGAAAUUUAGAAAGGUUUAGUUAGUAUAUGCCGUUGGAUUUCAGCUCAUUGAAACAGUUUGUAUCUGAAAGGAUGUUUAAUAAAUACAUGUGCAAUAGUUUGAUUUUACUGGCAACAUGUCUUGGGGCUUUGUCCGAACGGCAAGGAAAUAAUAUAUGUGCUGCUGGAGGACGCUGUAAUAGUCUGGAAGACUGUCGCUGCGGAGAGCAAUGCAUUGAUGUGUCGGACCUUAAACCGUGCCACAGUAAACUAUGUCAGUGUUUGCCAGGUUGUGUUGUUGGAGAAAUUUUUAUUCCACCGGGAGUAACUCGGCCAGAUACAUAUUGUAACUCUUGUGGCUGUCCCAGCCGUCCCGGCAGUGGAACAGGAAUGUGGUGCACACUUGCAGCAUGGUGCAACCUACCUCAGAAUGUAUCGUUAUUCAAGGAAAACCCAGCAUGUCACGAACAGCAGGAUGAACAAACACAAGAAUAAUUUCUCUAAAUGAUACAUGGAUCUAUGGACUCUUUUAGUAAAAGUAUCUGAAGUCAAUAAAUAUAUAUGCAAUUGA